Ostrea edulis (European flat oyster) is the source of this 6187-nucleotide messenger RNA. RefSeq lists its product as uncharacterized. NCBI's taxonomy places the organism in Eukaryota, Metazoa, Mollusca, Bivalvia, Ostreida, Ostreidae. Gene Ontology annotation, molecular function: protein binding. The record is from RefSeq and is a predicted model, not a curated record. The transcript has 3 exons. The coding region runs from base 660 to 2003 and encodes 447 amino acids.
ACAUUACAGCGACCUGCAUACUUAGUAAUCGACAGUUUCUUAAGCUCGGUGAUCGUGUAUAUAUCUUGUACGCAUAAUUUACGCCUAGAUGUCAAAUUCUUAAGCAGGCAAGAUACAUGAUCAGAACAUCGUGAAAAUGCAUUUAGGCAGCAAACAUUUAAUGUGAGUUUGCAAAGAGGGAGAGUGCCUUCCUAUGUUGCAAAUCUCUCUUUUCUCUGCAGGCGUUCAACAUGGCGUGUAUGCUGCAUUGACAAGUUCACUAAAACGACUACACGGGAAGUGACCCAUUCACACAUAGUGUACAGGGCACUCUGAUGUUUGUACACGGGGAGAGUUGAAUGAACGCCAGCUUCCUUACUGAACACAAAUUCAUUAGCUGCAUCGUUUACAAUAUUGCAUUCUUAUGUAAACAAUGAAACGGAGAGGCUGAGUAACUGCAAAGGAAUUUACAACCAUCGAACCCCGAUCACAACUUGAUCCCAUUGCAACAUGUGGUCGUUCAUGGAACUGUUUGGAUGAACUAGGAAGUGUAGCGGAAACCAGAAAUCAAUACAAGCUAAUCAAGAUUGCGAGGACACUUGUAGUGAAGUUAAUUACUGACGCUAUUUAUUUAGAAAAAAAAUUUGUAAGAGAUUUAUUUUCUGGAUGAAACGGACAAAAUGAAUUACACACAUUUUCUUCCUCUUUUGGAGCUAACCUUGUCAGAAACUGUAGCACAGAAGACCAGGCUUCGUGAAAAUGUCAAACAUGUCAACUCCGAUAUUAUGGCUCGAGCGAAAGCUCUGCACGACGCAGUGGAUCGAGCAUGUGGAUCGCUUUUUAAAUGGACAGGAAAUAUGACGCGCAAGGAACUGAAACGGCUUGACGCACAUGAGAAGGAUCUUUUGAACAUAAUAAAUCGGGUUACAGACGAGGGUGGUGAUGAACUUUAUGAUAAUCAAGUCAGUGAAUGUACUGAGAAAACCAAACGAAACACUGCUCAUGGCAAAGAUGGGGUGUUCCCAGAAAUUCAUCGACUAACUGAAUUUCGAUAUGUAUCUCUGAAUUUUUCUGUUAAUCAACCCUUAAAUGACGCAUUUAUGAAAGAGUUGUGUGGAUCCAUACAGAUAUAUCAAAUAACACCACCAUCAUCAAUUCUUAAAAACCGCCGCAGCACUGUACCUAAUAUUAGACUGUCACUGGUAGCAGAGUUUCUGUGUCAAGGUCAAGGCCCAUCUAGCAAUGUCCACGCAGUUGCACCAAUAUCCGACACUGAGGCCUGGGUGUGUUGUGGAUGGGGAAGCAAAGAGAUCGGUCUCUACCACACAAGUGGGGAGAAAAAGGUUACGGUGAAACUUGAUAUCAACGUCAACCACAUCGUCCUGACGAAGUCUGGAGAUCUCCUGGUCUCCAGCUACAAUGGACAAACAAUCAAAAGAGUGGAUCAAACACUGAAAGUCUCAACUUUCGCCGAUCUUACUUUCUUUUCCCGUGGAAUGACUUUGACUGAUGACGACUGUGUUUACGUUUGUGGAGCAGAAAGAAAAGGAAGUUCCGGUCCAACAUCGGAGGAUAACCGGCGGAACGUCAUCGCCAAAUAUUCACUGGAUGGCUCUCUGGUUUCGGACUUGACAAUUUCCCCACAUGAUGCACACAGAAUAACCUUAACCGUUGACAACAAGAUAUGCUUUUCAGACUAUGAAAAGAGCAACAAGCGUCAGAUUGUACUGAUGGAUGAGAAUGGUCUAGAGUUAUGUAAGUACGCGGGACCACCACGACAUGAGCAGGAGAGUCCAUUUUAUCCUCUUGAUUUAACGUGUGAUCACUACGGCCAUAUCAUUGUGUCUGACUGGAACAACGAUUGUGUGCAUUUAAUGAACAAGAACACUGAUUUUUUGCAGUUUCUCGUCGAAAAGGGAGAAGGCAUUGAAAAUCCGAACGCUUUAGCAAUAGACAGAGAGGGGAGGCUUUGGGUUGGUAAUGCUACUGGUGUUGUAAGAGUUUACAAUUAUUUCAGCUGGUAGUUGGAUUUCAACAUGGUACAUGUAUCAUAAAGUAUGGUGAAGUAUUUAAACGGGGCCGUUUUCAUGUAUGACUACCUUGUUUUAGCGUCCCUCUUGAGAAUUUUUCACUCAUAUGGAGACGUCAUCAAUACUGGAGAAGGGCUUUAAAUUUAGGCCUAUGCUCGGCGCUUACAGCCAUUGAGCAGUAAGGGUUCUUUAGCAUGCCACACUUACCGUGACAAGGGUCAUCCGUUUAUAAGGUCAUUUCUGCGGAUCCGUAAUAUUCACACCUGAUGCCGAGAGUUUGACGAUGGAACUGUCACUACCUGUCUUAACGCCUUGAGUCUGUCGCGGCCUGAUUCGAACCCCGACCUCUAGACCACCGCGGCGGUUUAAUCGUUUUCAUAACAUACUGACUACGGAAAGGCAAGAUGGUACUGUACACAUGUACUUGUAAUUGUUAUUUCUAAAUACUUAAUAUGACUGAGGAUGUAUUAAAUUCAGCGCGGAGGAAGCAAAUGGAUAUAAAAGAGUCAGCCUGUCCGUCUAACUUUGAAAGAGGCAUUUAAUCUACAAAUAAUGAUGUGUCAUGACCUUUGCUUUAGUAAAUUUUUGAGAAUGUCAAGGUUACAUUGAGAAAAAAAAGAGUUUGCUCGCGGGCCAUAACUUUGUUAAAAGGCAAUAUUAGACGAUCAUACUUAACACUAAACUUCCUUAUGACCGUUCUUUAUUCAAGGUCAUUAGAAAAGGUCAAUGUCACUGUCCCGGAGUAAAAAGGUGAAAACGCUUUUCUGGCGACAUCAUUUUAAUACACGUGACGUAAAGUUUGUUUAGAAAUGUAGGGUAUGUCAUUUUGUUCAAUACGGUAUUUGUUCAAAAAUAUGUUAGGCCUUAAAUACUCUUUAGACUGUCAUACAGUACCCUACGCUUGUGACAUAUAUAUUUUUACGAUUUUAGAUAAAAGACAAUCUAAUUAAAAUCAGAUCCUAAAAUAUGCUCACAUUCGCUACAAUGCGCAGAGUAUACGGCGCGGAUCUAAGAAGUAUGAUUUUCAUUAGAUUGGACAAAAAGAUCACAAAAGAAAAGUGCAAAGUUUGGUCCAGGUCAUAUGUUUGCAAUGGUAAAACGUUAUAUACUCAUUAGGCCAAAAAAUAGGUGUGUUUCCGAUUACAUCUCGGAAAAAAAAAAAGUCGGCGGUAGGCAGAACUUUUUUUAAAUUUGAUUUUUUAUUCAGUCAAUAUUUGCCUCGUAUCACUGGGGAAGAAACUUUUCCACGAUAUAUACAUUUGUGAGUACUGCCAUGUAGCACAAAGUGUUCAAAAUUGGGUCAAAUACUAAAAUAAACCAAAAAUGACAUUUUGACAACUGAUUUUACCCUAUUUAAUACAAGAUUGCAUGUAAAUCUGUGUUGAUUUACUUACAGAAAGCAUGCAAGACACCAGUUUGAAAAUUUCCGAUAAUUUGAAUAUCGAGCCUGAACUUAUUAGAUUUUUUUUUAUUUGAGAAACGAAGUGUACGUAAAUUAACGACUGCAAUUUUUCCGGAAAAUUAGGGUCUGGAUAAAAAUUUAGGGUUGGUCGGGUAACAGGAAACACCUAUUUUUUAAAAUUUUUUUUUUUUGCCUUACUAUCAGUUGCGGUAGCUUAGUGGUAUAGAGCUUACUUCGUUACCGGGAGGUCGGAAGUUCGAGCCCCGCUAGUACCAUGGUUGAGUCAAACCUGAGACGUAAACAUCGGUAGUAACUGCUCCUUCGCCAAAUGCUCGGUAUUUAGAAGCGACAAUUACGGGGUCUUUCGGAUAUGUUCUUAAAAAGAGAGGUCCCGUGUCGCGGCAGGUAUUGACACGUUAAAUACCAUCACUGCUACGACCCUGAACCUGUAAGCAUAGGUUUAAAUUUGUGGUACUUUACCUGCAGCUGGUCACGUCUCAAUAUAUUAGUGAGGCGUAGAACAAAUUACUUGACCCAAUGGUUGUUUUUAUAGGCCCCUACGUCCAUCGAAGACGGGACGUAUUAUGGUUUGGCGUCAUCCGUCUGUCUGUCCGGGCCUUGUGGGCAGGAUGUAGACCAAACCGUAAACUCCAGGAUUUUACAACUUGGUACAUUUGAUCACCAUGAUGAGAGGAAAAUGCCUAUUGUUUUUUAAGGUCAGAGCUCAAGUCGUAGUAUCACUUAAUAAGAAAAGCUUGUAGGCAGGAUACAGACCAAACUAUAAGCUUUAGGAUAUUGCUACUUGGUAUAUUUGAUCACCGAUGCGUGAAAAAUGCUUAUCAUUUUUCCAGGUCAGAGGUCAAAGUUGUAGUAUCAGUUAAUAAGUAAACAUUGUAGGCAGAACUAGUAGGGCUAGGACUGUCAAACUUGGUAUACAUACUCCUCAUGCCAAGUGGAAGAAUUCUUUUGUUUUUUGAAGGUCAAAGGUUAAGGUCGUAGUAUCAUUUAGUAGGAAAACCUUGUAGGCAGGAUGCAAACCGAACCGUAAGAUCCAGGAUAUUACAACUUGGUACAUUUUAUCACCAUGAUGAGAGAAAAAUGCCUAUUUUUUCAAGGUCAAAGUCGCAUUUUCACUUAGUAGGAAAAUCUUGUAGGCAAUAUUCAGAUUGAACCGUUGGAACUAGGACAAUCAAACUUGGUGCACAUACACCUUACGCCAAGUGAAAAUAUUACACAGAAAGUACAUGAUUUGUCUUGUUUUUAUGCAAAGAAAGUAUGUCACACCCUGAUGAUUACUUAUACAACUUGAAGACAAGUUCUACAAAUCAUGGUGUAUGACAUCUUCGCUAGCCAAGGGUUUUCGGUCUAGCGAAGAUGGGUGUAUGAAAAACGCCCUAUAUUAGGUUUUCAUGGGCGUAUUUUGUACCGUUGGCGGUAUUCUUGUUGACAGACAAAUUGUUUUGAUUUACAACUGGCCAACCUCUCAGAAAUUCGAAUUCGUAGUCUAAUCCGUAACUACAUGUAAGCAAACCCUAGCUUUCAGAAAUUUAAAUGAACAUGGUUUUGUACAUUCUGUAUUUUGAAUGAUCCCCAGUUUGAAUGAACCCAGAGGGGUAUUAGUCUCGUUGGGACAUAUAUAGUUUGAAGCAAAAAACAUAACCACUUCCAUGUACUAAAUUGGUGUUGGUCCUGUGUGGCAAAAUGUAUGAAUCUUAAACAAUGUGUCUGCAUUUUUAUGGAAAAUUAGUUUUUAAUUUCUGUAGAUAUGCAUAGGAACACCAGUACAGCGUAUAAUUAAGAAGUGUCAUUCACUGUGCAGUCGGCAUUGAAUAACCUUACACUUAAGAUAAAAAUGUUGCCAAUUUCAUGUUUAUUUUCGUAGAUUUAAGCGUGUCUGGUUUUGUGAAUGAUUUUGAGAGAAUAAAUAAAUUUGUUCGAACACGCAUUUCUUCUCCACAUCUUUAAAAUGAGAUCGUUCCCAUUUCACCGUCACUGGUACAGUUACUGGUAAGGAAAAACAUUUUUAUGCUCCCGCCACAAAGUGGUUGGGUAUGACGUCCUGAUAGGUCCGUUUGCAAAAGCGUGACAGUGCGUUAGUUACAACAUGCCGCCAUGCCAACCAGCAACGUGCUGUUACAUUAACACAACUUUACACAACUCGCCUUCGCGCCGACAAGAAAUGCACAGUUACCCCGACAUGUGUAUAUGCGAUAAAAUUUUAAUAGACAGUUGUAUUAGCGUGAUGGCGCUUUGCUUGUCAGCGCGAAGGCGAGUAGUGUUAGCGUGACGGCGCGUUGCUUGUCAGCGCGAAGGCGAGUUGUGUAAAGUUGUGUUUGCGUGACGGCGCGUUGCUUGUUGGCGUGACGGCGUGUUGUGACUAACGCACUGUUACGCUUUUGCAAAUGGCCCUAUCAGAACACCAUAGUCGGGGCAUUUAGUUUUACCCAGUUUUCUGGACUUUUUUCUAAAUGCCUUGAGAUAUAGAAUUGAUGUUUUUGUAUGCAGGUGUAUAAUGAUGAGUUACCGGUACAGAUUGAGUUUGAGUUUUGUUCCAGUUCGUCGAUUUUUUUUGGAGUUGUGCCCCUUUAACUUACAAAAAUUACUGUUUGGACCAGUUUUCCUGACUUUUUUUCUAAAUACCUUGCCACAUUGAAUUGGUUUGUUUGCAUGCAGAUGUAAUUGGUGAGUUACAGACAGAUCGAGUUUGAGUUUUGUUCGGAUUCGUUAAUUUUUCACGGAGUUGUGUCCUUUAACGUAAUAAAAAUUGCUGUUACGA